Messenger RNA from Papaver somniferum (opium poppy), 453 nucleotides. RefSeq lists its product as uncharacterized. Lineage: Eukaryota; Viridiplantae; Streptophyta; Magnoliopsida; Ranunculales; Papaveraceae. The transcript has a single exon. The record is from RefSeq and is a predicted model, not a curated record. The coding region runs from base 1 to 453 and encodes 150 amino acids.
AUGGAAUUACUGGCAAAAGCAGCUUGGAGAUUAUGCAACAAUUCGCACCAGAUGUGUGCACAAGCUUUGAAAGGAAGGUACUUCCCAGAUACACCAGUUUUACAUGCAAAGAAAAAGAAAAAUUCAACAUGGGCUUGGCAGAGUAUUUACAGUGUUAUGCAUUUCAUUCGAACUCACAGUUUCUGGGUUUUAGGAAAUGGUAAAAACAUCCUCACUUGGAAAGAUAAUUGGAUACAAGAAAAAGAAUCUCCACCAAUUACAAUAGCAUAUUUUGAAGUGGCUGUUAAUUACCACACAGUCUCUGACCUAAUUGAUGCAGACACAAGAUCGUUGAAGCAUAAUAUUAUUUACCAACUUUUCUCAGAAAGAUGCACGCCAAAUAUUAUCCAUGAGAAUACCAUAUACCUGCACAGACAGAAUAAUAUGGAAGCUAAUAAGAAAUGGGAAUUUUAG